Molecule: messenger RNA, 1952 nt
Organism: Apaloderma vittatum (bar-tailed trogon)
Lineage: Eukaryota; Metazoa; Chordata; Aves; Trogoniformes; Trogonidae
Gene: ANKS1A
Product: ankyrin repeat and sterile alpha motif domain containing 1A
Exons: 13
Cellular component (GO): cytosol
Molecular function (GO): protein binding
Source: RefSeq, a predicted model, not a curated record
CAUCUGGAGGGGGCCAAAUGUGAACUGCGUUGACAGUACUGGAUACACUCCACUGCACCAUGCUGCUUUGAAUGGUCAUAAGGAUGUGGUGGAAGUUCUGCUGAGGAACGACGCACUGACCAACGUAGCAGACUGUAAAGGCUGUUACCCUCUUCACCUGGCAGCUUGGAAGGGAGAUGCAGACAUAGUGAAGCUCCUCAUCCAUCAGGGACCUUCACAUACUAAAGUGAAUGAGCAGAAUGCUCUUGAGAUCAAAGAACUCAAAAAGUACGGCCCCUUUGACCCAUAUAUCAAUGCCAAGAACAACGACAACGAAACAGCGCUGCACUGUGCUGCCCAGUACGGCCACACGGAGGUGGUGAAGGUCCUGCUGGAGGAGCUGACCGACCCCACCAUGCGCAAUAACAAGUUUGAGACUCCUCUGGACCUGGCCGCGCUCUACGGGAGGCUGGAAGUCGUGAAGAUGCUCUUGAACGCUCACCCCAAUCUUUUAAGCUGCAACACUAAGAAACACACUCCCCUGCACUUGGCGGCGAGGAAUGGUCACAAAACUGUUGUCCAUGUCCUCCUGGAUGCUGGCAUGGAUAGCAACUACCAGACUGAAAAAGGCAGUGCUUUGCACGAAGCUGCUUUGUUUGGCAAGACAGAUGUGGUACAAAUAUUGCUGGCUGCAGGUAUUGACGUGAACAUAAAGGACAACAGAGGCCUGACAGCUCUGGAUAUUGUGAGGGAACUUCCUUCUCAGAAAAGCCAACACAUAGCAGCUCUUAUUGAAGAUUACACGGUGGGGAAGAAAAGUGCCAAAACUGCAGAGAAGACUGUUCAAGCACCGCUUGUUCCAGCCACUGAUCCUGUGUGCCGGGUGUCUCAGGGUGAUGUGGAGAAAGCAGUGACAGAGUUGAUCAUAGAUUUUGAUGUGAACCCGGAAGAGGAGAGCCCGUAUGAAGCUUUGUACAACGCAACGUCCUGCCACUCCCUGGACAGUCUGGCCAGCGGGAGAUCUUCAGAUCGCGAGUCUGUGAAUAAGGAAGCAGAAUCCACUGGUCUCAAAGCAGCAGGAGUCAGGCCUAGAGAACGUCCACCCCCGCCUGCCAAGCCUCCGCCCGAUGAAGAGGAAGAGCAGCAUGCGGAGAAGAAGAUAGGCCAUGGCGCUUCCAGUGAGGCCUCUGCUACACGAGGAAAGAGCAGGGGAAGUGGAGCUGAGGAAGAGGAGCACCCUUACGAGCUGCUGCUUACAGCAGAAACUAAAAAGCCGGUGGCGGUGGAUAGGAAAACAAAAGCUGAAUUUGAGGACCUGCUGGCGCUGCAUGUUUAUGUCAGCGGACCACAGGAGUGCCGAAGCCAGGACUCUGCCGACGGCCAGGACAUCCAGGUUCCCGAGCAGUUUUCGGGGUUGCUCCACGGUUCUUCCCCAAUCUGUGAGAUAAGCGAGGACCCUUUCAGGCUCGUUUCCUCCACGGAGAAAGGAGGCACGGAAGCUCCGAGCCACCCACCUGCUAUGCAGCUGGAGGAUGCUGACUUACCUGCCUCUGGAUCGAUACGGACCAGCUCUCCGGACCAAAACCAGAAAGUGGUCUACGCAACUGUCCAGCACACGCACGUCAACCGGGCGGAUCCUGAAACUGUAGUCACGCCCCACGUGCUUCAGCACCCCGGCGGUGCCGAGGAAGAGGGGGACAGAGCUGUGGGCAGAGCCCACCCAGGGAGCAAACCCAAAGCUGAGCUCAAACUCAGCCGCAGCUUGUCUAAGUCGGACUCAGAUCUCCUGACCUGCUCUCCGACGGAGGACGAUGCCAUGGGGAGCCGGAGUGAAUCGCUCUCGAACUGCAGCACUGGCAAGAAGAGACUGGAGAAGUCGCCGUCUUUUGCUUCGGAGUGGGAUGAGAUCGAGAAAAUCAUGAGUUCCAUCGGCGAAGGCAUUGACUUCUCUCAGGAGCAGCAGAGGAUCUCAG